AUGAGCUCGAGGACGCCAAUGGGUGUCCAGCCGCGACAGCCCCAACGAGGGCUCGGCUCGACGCUACAGGUCCAACGGCCUUCAAAUCAUCACCAACGAAGCAUAUCGUCUUCACAGCAACAAUAUCUACCAACAUCACCUGUCCGCCGAGAUGCCAACAAUGGCCUCGAUGCCAAUGCCGAACCCGCCGAGGCUCUGUCGGGUCGCCAUGUGUCCACACCAAGACGACAGGGCUCGAGAUUACGGCUCGAACUGUCCAACGAGCUCAUUGCCGCUGGGCCACCCUCAGCUACAGAAUCACCACAAACUCUCACGCCUUCGCGAAUGAUGCCUCUACCCGAUCCCAUGGAGACCGAUGGUAUGAGCCCAGCCUUGUCAAGGGCUUCACAACAAGAUAGCGACAAUCCACCCAUGCCAAUGCCUAAGCGACGACUGCCUCAAGCAUCGCAGACCGUACCUUCAACGCGCCCGGCUCCUCCACCACCCACUCCCGUCAAGAAGGAUGUGCGACCGAAGCCCUAUACGGUUGAAGUCCCGGCCGCGUCUCCUCGAUACGCAAACACCCACCGCAACGAGACCACCAGCCGAGAUCCAUUUAGCAAAAGCCUAUUUUCUGGCCACGCAGACUUCUUCCCCUGGUCGGGCAACCACCACGAGGAUGAGUGGAGUACUGAGGCUAUCCAAAAAGGCACUUGGGAUAGAGGCAGCCAAAAUGAGGCGUCUUCGGCACGAAUUGCCAUAUUCCCAGCCUUGAAACAGAAGACUGGCCUCAAUGCGCUGUCUACCAUAUUCAUGGGGGUGCUAAACCAGCGGAGAAUCCGUGGCCAAAUUACAGCACCGUCAACCUUUAAACCGCCGCCUCGAGUUACACUCACAGACACAAAGCGAGAGAUUUGGCUCAAAGAUUUAGCAAACCCGGCCAUAUCUCUAAGACGCCUUAGUCGAACUAUUCCGCAUGGUAUCCGGGGAAGGACGCUGCUCGAUCAGUGCCUAAACAAAGACGUACCUACAGAACGCGCAGUCUGGUUGGCCAAGUGUGUUGGUGCCAACGAGAUUAGAGCAUUCAAAAGAAAAGGAGCAAGCGGCGCCUUCGUCCUAGGAGGUGAAUUGAAAUGGAUUAGAGACUGGACUGUAUUUGUUGAGCAAUUUGUUGAAUCCAUUGUGUCUGGAUUUGGCGAGCCCGACUGGAAGUCAAAAGUGACAUACGCUAUUCGCCUCGCUACAUGUCUCUACUCUGAACAGCUACUCGAUCGCGACCACUACCUGGAAUGGAUUAUCUCGGGACUGGAAAACAGCCCACAGUCAAGAAUCCCUAUGUGGAUACUAAUUGGCCAAAUAUACUGGGCGGACAUUUUACAAUCUCGCAAAUGUGGCCGGCGCUUAGUGUUUGCCUUACUAAACCACUUAAAUACCAUCGAAAACGAUCCUGAUAGAGAUAUUCUCCUCCAAUUGUCUAGCCAGCUAUCCACGCUAUUAGUUUCCCUUCUCAAAACAAACCCCGAAAGUUUCAUUUGCCCUCCCGCGUGGCAGCGAUUUGGCGAGACAUUGAGACUUGCGUUACCGACGGAUGACUCUUUUGCUCAAGCCGCAUACAAUGUGGUGAAGCAACGAAACACGAGGCUUCUAGUUGCCAACACGACCUCACCACCAAGCGGUCGCCAGUACUUGGUGCAGUUGCUGGACUCAACUCUCCAGGGGCAAUGUGUCUCCGGACUGUCCACCAGAUGUUGGGCAUCGGCAGAUGAUAAACCGUCGAUAUUGAAGACAGUUGUAGAGUGGGCUACUUCUCUGCACCGCCCAGGGCUAGCCAAGGUAUAUGUGGCUGCUAGGCUCAUCAAAUCUUGGAGUAUAUUCAGAGUUAGCGCUACAUCGACAAUCCUUGAUGUUCUUGGUGACAUACCUUCCAACGACAAGAUUAGGAAGAGACUCAUUAUUCGACUGGUGGGGGAACUAGUGCGAUGCGGUCACUUCUCAGUCGCUCAGUACAUGCAAUGGCUCAUCGGUCGCGGUGGUCUGCAUGACGCUGACGAAAUCGACCCUGUGGAUGGCCCUUGUGCUUCCCGCCUCCUAGUUGAACUUCCUGUCGACUGUCUCCAUGAGGAACAGAACUCUCAAAGAGGCAGCCUGCUUCGACGCGCCGGACACUAUUCUGUUGGUGACGAGGCAAACGAUAUUACCUCGGCGCUGCAAUAUGUGGAUGGUGCACUCGGACUAUCAACAUACCUAAACGAUUCAGAGUCUCCUCGGAAGGCUUUGCCGCUGAAGAAGCUGCUACGAAGGAUUAUCAGCAGCAGUAGAGCUGUACAGAGUGCCAUUGGAUCUCACCUGUACGAAGUUGUGACGACUCAACUCCCUCACAAACCCGACUUCGUCAUGACUUUGGCUGUUUUCAGCUCAAUUCGCACAAUGAUGGAGACAAUUGAGGACUUUUCGAUGCUCUCAGGCAUUCUCAAGACUUGUUCAACUGGUCCUGAUGUAGACAUACUCGCAGCUUGCGUUGACACUGUUAACGCACAUCUAGACAUUUUUGUGGCGAUGGACUCUGCGGAAACUCUUUUCGAUAUGUAUAUUGAACGACUAAAGGCCAUGAGCCGAGACCAAGGAAUCAUUGUUCGCUCGCUACUUGCAUCUCUGUCGUCCUUGGCUGCACGACUACCCCAAAGGGAGGACCUUGCAAAACAGCUUGCCCAAGAACUAGCUCAGAACGAUCGGUCUAAUGCUAUUGAUGCCUGCUCCCCGGUAUCGGACAGUAUGGCAGCGCAAGCGCAAACAGCCGAGGGGGAGGUCUCGGAGCAAAUCGACAAGCUCCUCGCCAGCGGCAAUGUUAUCGAUCAUCCUACUAUGAACCGUCUCUUCCGAUAUGUCAUCCUGAGGUUGGAAUCUGGCUGGGGAAAACUAGACGAUAGCCGGCGCGUAUUUUCGUCGAUAUUAUCGCGAUUACGCAUGCUGGACGCUCCUCACUUUGACAAGCUAAUGGCUGACUGGGUCAGUCAUAUCAGAACUCUAAAGGAGCGGCCGUCGCUGCCAGAACUCUUUCCUCUUCUCGUCAGCUUUGGUUGUUUGUCAAUGGCGACAAUCCUCCAUACUGCCAACGCCAGUCCCACCAACUCAGACUCGGCUCCGGAUGCAGCUACCUCAAAGGCGGCCACGUAUUUGCAGGAACUCUUGCAACUUAUCAUUGUGAAGUUACCAGCAACCGCAUCACUUGAUUCAGAGGAAUCUUAUCGGUUCCAGAUCCACCAACAAAGCGCCAAGUUUGAGCAUGGCAAGGGUCUGCUGGCUUUAAUCCGGAACUCCCUCGUUGAGUACUCCGCUCUUCAGUCGUCUGCAAGAGUUGGUACCCUACCUCUUGAUGAUGUGGACUGCCAGGAUCGUCUUUUGGAGACCAUGAGACUGUUGGUUGUGGCAGAUUCAGCAAAUGUGGCAGACGUGUUGAGCAUGAAUACGCUCCCUCCCGGAGCAACAUCCUUGGCCCACAAGAUUGUCACCAGGCUCUUAUUGCCUGAAGCUGAUGCUGACCAAAACCCGUCAUUUAACCAGAUUCUCUCUCUUGCGAACGAGCUCACCAUUCCUUUCUGCCAGCUGAAACUCAAUCUAGAUCUGUCUAUGAGUCUGCCCAGUGCAUCUGCAUCUGCUGGCGAGGAGGGAGAGCCUUCACGAUUUGAAGCGUUUGCAAAAGCUAUGGACAAUGCCAUUGAGUCACAAAACAUAAUGUGGACAAGCAUGCUGCCAUGUCUCAGCGAUGACAUCACCCAAAGCCUAAACACAGAGGCCCAUACAAGGUUUUUGGACUUGAUGCCGUCAAGUAAAUCAGAGUCCGUGUCUACCGAUACGACGGACGAGAACCGCAUCCAUUUGGCGGAAAAUCUGCUUGGAGUCAUUGAGGCGAUUAUUUCGGGCCAGCCGCCGUCAAAGUCGGCCUCACUUACAAGCAACUUGGUUGACAAACUGUCUGAGCUCUGGGAGAUCAUCGCGGUGCAAGAUGAGGACCGGGCGAUGGCUAAGAAGGAGGUCUUGGAGCACUGGCUCCCUACGCUGCUACGAUUCAUCACCUUGCACAGCAUUUCUGCAGAACCAGCAAGCAUUGCAACGCCAGGGCCAGCCAGCUCAGUCAAGCCAACGACAACUGCAAACCACGAAGCACGAGCUCGCAUUAUUCUGGUUUUGUGCGGUCUCAUGUUGGAAAUGGAGACGUUGCCGCAGGAACUGACGGGAUCUCUUGUUCAACAGAUAUUCGACAUUGCGAUCCUCCUGGUAGACGCUCUUCCAGACGACUUGCGAACACAAUGCGCCAAAUCAGUCCUCUUUCUGUCCGGUACCACAGCAAACGCAAGUACCACGUCAGACCCUCGCAUGUACUACCUGUUCAGCACGCCACAUCCAACAGCUGCAGAGAAUCUGAAGCUCGCACACCGCGACAAGGCUGCAAUGCCAUUAACGGCUGCAGUCCGUGGCAUGGGAGCCAUGUAUGGUAUUGGGCCGAUGUCAAACGAAAGACUCAGUCCGUUUGUGCUUCGUCGAUGGGAGAUUCUCAGCGAACCAACCCCCAAUGUAGGCGAAAACGACACCAGCCUCAGCUUAGGCUUGUUUGAAGCAAUCAAGAUUCAAUGA
Molecule: messenger RNA, 4611 nt
Organism: Pochonia chlamydosporia 170
Lineage: Eukaryota; Fungi; Ascomycota; Sordariomycetes; Hypocreales; Clavicipitaceae
Product: RNA polymerase II mediator complex component Srb8
Exons: 3
Coding region: 1-4611 (1536 amino acids)
Biological process (GO): regulation of transcription by RNA polymerase II
Cellular component (GO): mediator complex
Molecular function (GO): transcription coregulator activity
Source: RefSeq, a predicted model, not a curated record